This is a messenger RNA of Raphanus sativus (radish), 2104 nucleotides long. RefSeq lists its product as uncharacterized. Bases 126 to 1502 code for a protein of 458 amino acids. Gene Ontology annotation, molecular function: zinc ion binding. The record is from RefSeq and is a predicted model, not a curated record. Lineage: Eukaryota; Viridiplantae; Streptophyta; Magnoliopsida; Brassicales; Brassicaceae. The transcript is spliced from 8 exons.
AUAUAACCUUUUUUAGCUGAAAGACGGACAGUGGUUUAUAUGAUAUCUGAAAAGUGUUUGAUCUGUCGGAACCCAGAAGAGAGGAAAUUAAAUUUUCUGAUUUUGAGUCUUUUUUGAGUUCAGUGAUGGAUGGUAAAGAAGAUGAAGCUAGCGAAGCAGAACACGGCAGCUCUCUCCAUUCUCCACCUCAAAGGGAUGGAGGCUCUGCUGAGAUUCCAGAGGAAGAGCUAUCAGGAGGCAGAGACCUUGAAGAUACUGGAGAUGAUCUAUUAAGUUAUAACACAUCCUUAACAUCAAGCCCUGUUGCUGCCAAAAGAGUCAACUUCUCUACAUUGUCCAGCCCUAGAAUCAGUGCAGCAUCCCUCAGCCCUUCUUCCUCUUCAAGAAACUUUACUAAUAAUAACAGCCUCAAGAAUAUGAUCCCAAAGCCAAACUCCAAAAACAAAAUCAAUGAAGUCGAUAUCGAGAAAGCUGCCGGUUUGGCCUUGGCUUCCUCAGGCAGAGACAGGUCGUCGUCAACAUGGACCCUCUCUAAUAUUUUUACUCCAAGGACAAGGAAGAACAAAACUGAGUCCUUGCCUAUAACACCUAUUGUUCACUCCAAUCCUGGGUCCACGCACGGGAGAUAUGUGGUUGAUCCCGUUACUUCCAUUAAGAAGGGGCCUCCACUUCCUUUUCACCGAUCACGCUCUGUUCCAGCAUUCAACAAAGAUGGAAGUCUUAGGCAAUCAUGUGUUUUCCGAGUGAUUCCUACUCCAAACAUGUCGCCAACCAGAAGUCUUUAUAAACACACGAGUGUUGUUGAUGGAGGAGAAGAUGUUCCCGAGGAAGAAGCGGUGUGCAGAAUUUGCCUCGUCGAAUUGGGGGAAGAUUCAGAAGCCUUCAAGAUGGAGUGUAUGUGUAGAGGCGAACUAGCUCUCGCACACAAAGAAUGUACGAUCAAAUGGUUCACCAUUAAAGGAAACCGAACAUGUGAUGUGUGCAAGCAAGAGGUUCAGAACCUCCCUGUGACCCUCCUCCGCAUGCAGGAUUCUCAGGGUGAAGCUGCAGAGGCUUCUCACUACAGUGUAUGGCAGGAUGUUCCAGUUCUUGUCAUUGUAAGCAUGCUUGCAUACUUCGGUUUCCUCGAGCAGCUUCUGCUUAACAAAAUGAAAUCCAGCGCCAUUGCAAUAUCAUUACCAUUCUCUUGUAUUCUUGGUCUUCUUGCCUCGAUGACUUCAACAACAAUGGUGGAGAAGCAAUAUGUUUGGAUUUACGGCACAGUUCAGUUCGGUUUUAUAGUUUGUUUCUCCCACAUUUUCUUUGAAUUGGUUCACAUGCAGCCGAUUGUGUCAAUUCUCUUAGCCACAUUGGUUGGGUUCGGACUCACCAUGAGUGGCACAACUGGUCUAGUCGAGUUUUUAAAAUGGAGGAGAAGGGAGAGGAGAGCUGAACCUCCAAGCAGUAGUAGUCAGGAGGAUCCACGACCAGUUCAGACAGAUCAGAGCAUCUCUGUAUCAUGAAACUGAAGGCCAAAGAAUGCUCUGAUCAUAUGUUCCAGUUAGCAGUGUAUGGUUUCGAAACCAAACCAUUUCAAAGUCUUGCUUUUUGCACAUGUGGAUGGAGCUCGAUCUAUCUUGAAGAAUAGAUUGAUCAUGUGGAUUUAAGUAAUGAUACCUUGGAAGAGUGUUAUUGUGGUUGGUCUCUUUCUUUUGUGUAUGUAUAAGAAAGUUACUUGUACAAGUAUGCAGCGAUAUACAAUACACAACAAAACAAUAUCGAUGCAGAAUUAUCUGGGGGACAGCUUAUAUCCUAUAACUUAAAGAAUUAGACUUAAGAGAGUGAAGCCAGCGUUAAGGUUUCGUUUCCUCGCUGCAUGUGACACAAAGAUGAGAAGGUUCUACCACCAUAAGUAUCGCGACGUGUCUCAAAUCUUCUGGCUGGCUAACGUCUGAAAGCGUACGAAUUUGAGUUUUAUCUUUUUUGAAAACGAAUUAAUAGUUUUUUUUUUUAAAUCCAUAGAUGAGUUCAUUAUAUUGGUUUAGUUUAAUACUCAUAUGUUUUAUAAUUGUUUGGUUGGGAUAUUCGUAUGUUAUUCUCUAUAGAUUGUGCUUUCAAGCUUCAA